AUGAGUGAGAAAAGAAUGGGACAAAACAUGGAAACCACAGAUGGGCAGUACUUGAGACUGAUUGAACUACUUGCAAACUACGAUUCAGCCUUAGAGCAGUUGCAAAAAGGUUUUCAGGACGGGUAUAUUCAAUUGAGCAGAUCAAACUACUAUAAUAAGGAUUCUUUACGAGGAAACUAUGGGAAAGAUUAUUGGGAUAAAAAUUACACUGGCCAAUUAAUGGCCAUUGUGGAAGAAAAGAGCUCUAAGCCUGUUUUUGAUAUAGUGAAAAGAAAAGUUCAAGAUACUCACGAGAACGAAAAAGAACAAGAUAAUACAUUGAUUCACAGAAAGAAAGGACCCAAAUCAAAUGAACAAAAAGCACAAAUUCCUAAACUGAAACAAGAUUACGACCCAAUUUUAAUGUUUGGGGGAGUGUUGUCCGUUCCUUCCUCAUUGAGACAAUCUCAGACAAGUUUCAAAGGUUGUAUUCCUUUGAUAGCUCAAUUGAUUAACUACAGAAAAGAAUUAUUAACGUUAGCCGAGAUAUUGUCUGAGCAAAAGUAA
Messenger RNA from Saccharomyces mikatae IFO 1815, 546 nucleotides. It is a transcript of the gene VMA22, whose product is annotated as Vma22p. NCBI's taxonomy places the organism in Eukaryota, Fungi, Ascomycota, Saccharomycetes, Saccharomycetales, Saccharomycetaceae. The record is from RefSeq and is a predicted model, not a curated record. The coding region runs from base 1 to 546 and encodes 181 amino acids. Gene Ontology annotation, biological process: vacuolar proton-transporting V-type ATPase complex assembly. Gene Ontology annotation, cellular component: extrinsic component of endoplasmic reticulum membrane; Vma12-Vma22 assembly complex. The transcript has a single exon.